Messenger RNA from Culex quinquefasciatus (southern house mosquito), 2563 nucleotides. RefSeq lists its product as uncharacterized. The coding region runs from base 943 to 1245 and encodes 100 amino acids. The transcript is spliced from 6 exons. Lineage: Eukaryota; Metazoa; Arthropoda; Insecta; Diptera; Culicidae. The record is from RefSeq and is a predicted model, not a curated record.
AACUGUCUCAGUCGCUUCUUGGCUUGCGUUCCGACCAGUCGUCGUUGUCAACGUAGUAGUUCCAACCCCGCCUAGAGAAGUUUUUGAGUAAAGACCAUUGCCUGUUAUCACUAGCAGUAGGGUUUUGAAGGAUGUUUGGGGAAAGUGCGAGCUAAAAAGGGUGAAAUCAUCACUCAUUCAUUCUUUGCUUGAUACGCAUCGAAGAAUUUGAACCCGCCACGGUUCAUCCUGGGCCAAAAUCCGACCGUUGAGUCAAAUAUUCCACGUGAAGUGAAGCCAGAACGGGUUUUGAUAAGUGCAUUCGAGUGUGCUUAACGAAUAUUGGAACUGGUUCCGCCGCUGUCCAACGGUGCGUGAAAAAUACCCCCUAAUCAAUAACGGCCAGCAAAGUUUUAAAUAAUUAAUGCCAAAUACCGGCGGCAUUACUUUUUGUCGGAAGUGAUGGAUUUUCGACAGCAGUGUUGAAACGGAAAAGUGGAGCGAGCUGAUCGACAGUGAGUGAUAAUAUAAAUUCAUCGUGGGUUUAGGCAUCGUCUGAUAAAUCAGCGGUUAUCGAACUACACGUGGAGGUUGAUGUCAUAAAUCUAUUUGAUUCGAGCUUCCGUUUGGUGGAAUAAGUGAACGUUCAAACUGGAUUACGACAGUCUCGAUGAGCAACUACAACAGCAGCAACAAUAUCACAGUCAAGAUGUGCCAGAGUGGGACACGGGAUGGCCACACCACGGUGGACCGGAAAAGGUGAUAGUGGAGGUUCAAGAGACGGCCACAGAUUCGGUGUCGCUAAUCGAGGCGAGCACCUUUGUACAUAAUUCCACAGAACCUUUAGAGGAAUCUGGACCAACGAUAGUUGUAAGGCCCGAGGAGGCACUAAUCGUACUUUUCGUACUCAUACUAUGGGUUUGCGCAAUUGGACUGUUCUUUCACCGGUGGGGCAAGAUUCGAAUGCUCGAACCGUACCAACCAAAAUUCAUCCAACAGCAUCGAGGUUCCUGCCCGCUGGUGGACUUGGAUCUGGACCUUCCAACCGUGCCACAGAGAUCAUCCCUUUCAAAAAUGUCCCUCGGUCUGCCACCAACGAUGACGUCUGUUUGUGCGGGAGGAUAUCCCGGAUACAUGCGACCGCGCCAAAAUUCGGUGUUUGUGGGACCCCACGUGGUUUCGCCUCCGCAACCACCGAGGAAGACACGGUCGGCUGUCGACAUCCACUCGAUGAUACUGAGCGAAGGUGAUUCGGAAGCGGUUUAGUUCCAACUACCAUCCAUCCAUCCAUCAGCAAAUCUCUAGCCUCUCAACCAGCCAACAACAACAUCACCAUCGUCGUCGUCGUCAGGGGCCAACAUUCCCGGGCCAGUUUGAAAGGGCAGUGUUGGUGCAUCCUACAAAACAACUCAAUAUUUUUAUAUCAUGAUAUACAUAUAUUUACAUUUAGCUUUUCCUUUUUAUACAAGAGUGAUGUUUGAACCAGAGCAACAACAAAAAAAAAUAAUAGAAGAAAUAUGGAAACAGUAGUCGUAAAUACGGUUCACCCUUGUUGAGUAUGGCCAAAUGGUAGAUCAUUUUCUCGUGUGUUUGAAGUGUUGUUUAUACUCGUAACGUUUUAUGACCAAACUAGACGUUGAUUCACAAACAAAAACAAAAAAACUAGACCGAUGCAUGCGUUGAAGCGUGUGCAUCUGUAAACGGGUUUUACUUGUAAAAGCGCUUUCGAAAUUCCAUUUAUGAUGAAUUUUGAGCAGAAUAAUUCUAAAAAUAGCACAUUAAUAACCGACAAGAAUCAAAAACACACAUACGUACAAUAUCGGUUGGGAAAGUGGUACGGCACGGGAUUGGCAGCAGACAAUGCCCUUGCACGAAAUUAAUCCAUUCUCUGAUCGAGCGGAGCACCAAACAACAUAGAUCGAGAUUAAAAUAUCCAAUCCACUUCCUGGCGAGUAUAAAUGAUGGCAGAAAGAUUCUGCACUGACAUGUUUAGAGUGGUUUUCAAUUUUAAAACAAAUUUAUAAAGGCGCGAAAUGACGCAGGACCAACGAAGACACGAAGAUAAUAUGAUUUUUUUGGGUUUAGAUAAAAUUGAAACACGAACAAUAUUUUUAAUUUUAAAACCACUAACUGAAUAUUGAAUCACCGUGCGUCUCCAUGAAACGGGUUCAAAACAAGUUUGAUUUGCAGGCAAUUAGAAAAGCUCCUAUAAAUUAUAUUUCGUCAAUUAUCGGUACUGCAUCGUGAACAUGGCUAAAUCGUGGAGCUGACAAAUCUUAACUUUUGGCCUCACUCGAGAAAUCUCCCAGUUUAUUUCUUUAUCAGAUCUUCAGAAAAUGUUAUGACAGAAAGCCAAGUUAAACAAUGCAAAGCUCAAUUAUUUAAGUAGAUAUCGAGUUAAUGAUGUAAACGUAGCUAUUCAGUUUGGAAUACAGUUAUGUAAAUGUCUAGAGCAAAUAGAUAUUCUAAGGUGUUACUCUUUAACCUCUUCAAACAAGCAUACAAAAAUAUGGAAUAGAACGUGAUUGUUGACAAAGACUAGAGGAUUGAGCAUGAAAUAAAAGUUUUAUGAAACAAUAUUCUA